Messenger RNA from Macroventuria anomochaeta, 1140 nucleotides. RefSeq names its product DUF775-domain-containing protein. Gene Ontology annotation, cellular component: cytosol; nucleus. Gene Ontology annotation, molecular function: nuclear import signal receptor activity. Bases 120 to 758 code for a protein of 212 amino acids. The transcript has a single exon. Gene Ontology annotation, biological process: protein import into nucleus. The record is from RefSeq and is a predicted model, not a curated record. Lineage: Eukaryota; Fungi; Ascomycota; Dothideomycetes; Pleosporales; Didymellaceae.
CUUUGAAUCUUCACGGCUACUUACAGACGUCAGUUUCGCAGCUAACAUGCAACUACGCGCACCUCAAUAGCACCAGAAACCACCAGCAACGCAUACAAGUAUACACAAACGACCCCACAAUGUCAUCCUUCGGCGUCAUCGUCUCCGGGCGCCCCGUCCUCACCGACGCGCAAAUAAUUUCGCCAACACAAGUCGCAUACCAAAUCCCCUCUACACCCUCAUUUUCGCACAUCGUUGUCUUCCUGCUCCCGGGCACAACACUGCCAGACGGCACCGCGGCCGCCGUCUACGCGCAACUACCCGGCACACCAGACUUCAAGCUGCUUGGCGCAAUCGCAAACGAGAAACCCAGCGCUAUCUUCAAAGUAAGAAAUGGAAAUGCUGCAGGCGGUGGUUUAGGCGAUGAAGAUGCCAUGGUAGAUGAAUGGGCGGCGAAUGGUGUGGCUGCGCCGCUGGCGUUGGGUAUAAGUGUCGAGCCUGCGGCUCAGGUUGCGAGUGCGCUGGAGCAGAAGAAAGCGCAGGACGUUGCCGCAUCCAAUGCUGGUGCAGGAGCAGGGAACGAGCUGGUUGUAAGAGGGCAAAGUGCGGUCAAUCAGAAGGUACUUGCGCAGAGGAUUAUUAAGAACUGCUAUGAUUUCUUGACGAGCUGGGGGAGUGGGGAUACAGUUCCGCUUAAGGCGUUUCAGGCGUGGUGGACGAAGUUUGAGGGCAAGAUUGAGAGGGACCCUGGGUUCUUGGAGAGGAGUGAUGGCGGUUGAAAGAUUUCGAAGGAGGGAAAUUGACUGAAAGAGAGACUUGUCAGGCACAAAACAAGCGCAUGUACUCGCUGCAUUCAAAGAGAGGGGAAGGACAGGAAUCGGGGCGACAAACGUGUCGCACAGCACGCAACGCGAUGGUUGGCGGACUCGUACGUCAAGUGCUGCUAUAGAGGCGCGCAUUGGACAGUUUUGCAGGAUUGAUGACGAGCCAAAUCAUCCAUCACAAGAUGACGAAUGUGCUGCGCCCCUUCUUCAGAUGUGUUCGGCGGGAUACUGCUGUUGGGAGGGUCUAGGUGUUACGAGCUUGUGGUGGCAUGUCAAUUGGAUGGGUAGGGGCAUAUUUACAGUUAAAUAAAGUGUAAUUUCACAUACGACCAUAGGA